AUGAACAGUUUUACAAGUUUCGCUAAAAGACAACAUCGUUUUUGUAGUGUUUUCUUAAACAACCUUGGAUUCUUGGCCUGUUUUGUGGCCCUCAAUUUCCACCCCUUCUUUCUUCAACUUUUUUAUUUCCUCAUCCUUUCUCUGCUUGGUUACCUCGGUCUCAAGGUCUCAAAGCCAAGGACCCAUGUUAGACCAAAUGACUUGGAUCUAGUUUACACCUCCGUUUCUGCUUCCACUGCUUCUAGCAUGGUUGCCCUAGAAAUGGAGAUUUUCUCCAACUCCCAACUCAUUCUCCUCACCCUUCUCAUGUUUCUUGGUGGGGAAGUUUUCACUUCCAUGCUCGACCUUUUACUUGCUAGGUAUAAAUUCACCCACAUGAGUGUCCUAAACAGAUCUAGUGCUAGCAUCAAUCCUUUUUCACCCACAAAUGAGUCCCCAGUCAAUGCCGAUCGAGUUGAGCUUGGUUUAGUGUCUAUUCCCCGCUCAGAAUCAGAAGACCACCAACCAAGUCAUAGUAAUUAUAUUAACGUUUCAAAUGAUAGACUUAAGAAUAAAUGUCUUGGUUAUCUCACUUUGGUGGUUUUAGGUUACCUUUUGCUGGUUCAAUUUGUUGGAUUUAGUUUGGUGUCUGUGUACAUAACUUCGGUACCUAGUGCUAGACAAGUACUAAAAAACAAAGGCAUUAAAAUUGCAACAUUUUCUUUGUUUACCGUAGUCUCCACUUUUGCUAGUUGUGGUUUUGUCCCCACCAACGAGAACAUGAUAAUUUUCAAGAACAAUUCGGGGCUUCUCCUCCUUAUCCUCCCACAUGUCUUUCUAGGUAACACCCUUUACCCACCGUGUUUGAGGCUUGUGAUAAUGCUUCUCAAAAAGGUUUCUAAAAGAGAGGAAUUCUCAUACUUGCUCAAGAAUUCCAAGGACAUGCAUUUGCUCCCUGCUGUUCAUUGCUGCCUCCUGGUUGCAACUGUCUUGGGUUUGAAUCUCAUACAAUUUGUCAUGUUCUGCUCCAUCGAAUGGAACUCCAAAAUCAUGGAGGGUUCCAAUGUGUAUCAGAAACUGGUUGCGUCAAUAUUUCAAGUUACAAACACCAGACACGCUGGUGAAUCUGUUUUUGAUCUCUCUUCAAUGUCUUCAGCCAUAUUGCUACUAUUCAUUGUCAUGAUGUACCUGCCACCAUACACAACAUAUUUACCUGUAAAUAGAGAGAAGGAAAAUGAUGUGAAGAGAAAGGAAAAAAGCAUAGUGGAGUGUGUUGUAAUGUCCCAACUCUCAUACUUGGUUAUUUUCAUUAUUUUGAUUUGCAUAACUGAGAGCAAAAGCUUAAAAGAGGAUCCCCUCAACUUUAAUGUCUUGAACAUCACCCUAGAAGUCAUCAGUGCUUAUGGGAAUGUGGGGUUCUCAACGGGAUAUAGCUGCGCAAGGCAAUUGAAACCAAAUGGUAUGUGCAAAGAUUCAUGGGUUGGAUUUUCCGGUAGAUGGAGUAACAAAGGCAAGUUCAUCCUUAUCUUGGUCAUGUUCUUUGGGAGGCUCAAGAAAUUCAACAUGAAAGGUGGCAAAGCAUGGAAUCUCUCGUGGCAUAUGUAAUAAUAAGCUUGAUUCACAAUGUAUGUAAAACAGAAAAAAGAGCAUUCUUAAGUUUCAGGCAGCUGUGAGAAAUUUAGUAUCCACUCUCACCAAAAAUUUAUUCAGACAGUGAAAAAGCUAACACAGAGAUGUUUUCCCCAUGGGGCUGAAAUCUAAGCAUGACUGAUAGACCCUUGAGGACAAUAUCAGUUUAAUGCUAAUAGUAUUUGGUGAUUUUUUUUAAUAUCCGUGAAGACUAAUAAGUAACAUUUGGUGAAGAAUUUUGAAGUCCAAAGUCGGGGCAACAGCAAAAAAUGCCAAAAUGAGUAGAGAGAUUGCUUGAUCCGAACCAAGCAAUCCUAUCUAGUGAGUGGUGGUGAUUGUGUGUACAUGUGCGAUA
This is a messenger RNA of Cajanus cajan (pigeon pea), 1963 nucleotides long. RefSeq names its product sodium transporter HKT1. Gene Ontology annotation, biological process: monoatomic cation transport; transmembrane transport. Gene Ontology annotation, molecular function: sodium ion transmembrane transporter activity. Lineage: Eukaryota; Viridiplantae; Streptophyta; Magnoliopsida; Fabales; Fabaceae. Gene Ontology annotation, cellular component: plasma membrane. The record is from RefSeq and is a predicted model, not a curated record.